AUGACUGCUCUCAACAAUCUCUCCCGUAAUCAUCACUUUCAUCGAAGCUCUUUUCUUGGUUUCUCAAGAUCUUUCCAAAACCUUGGGAUCUCAUCUAACGGUCCAGAUUUCUCCUCUCGAUCAAGAUCUACUCCCAAGUAUCUCUCACCUACUCGAGCUUUCUUCUGGAAUUGGGGCAAGACUGAAAACUCCAGACCAAGUAAAAUCCAAGAACUGAACGUGUACGAGCUCAACGAAGGAGAUCGAAACAGCCCAGCGGUUCUAAAACUCGGCAAAAAACCAGAGCUUUGUCUCGGAGAUCUCGUCCCAUUCACCAACAAACUCUACACCGGCGAUCUCAAAAAGCGCGUCGGAAUCACCGCCGGUCUCUGCGUCUUGAUCCAACACGUCCCGGAGAAGAACGGUGACCGAUUCGAAGCUUCUUACAGCUUUUACUUCGGUGACUACGGUCACUUGUCCGUACAAGGACCGUACUUGACUUACGAAGACACGUUACUCGCCGUCACCGGAGGCUCCGGGGUCUUCGAAGGUGCGUACGGACAAGUGAAGCUUCGUCAGCUUGUGUAUCCCACGAAGCUGUUCUACACAUUUUACUUGAAGGGUAUUGCGGAUUUGCCGUUGGAGCUCACCGGGACAGCGGUUACGCCGACGAAGGAUGUAAAACCGGCGCCGGAAGCUAAGGCAACGGAGCCAGGCGCAACCAUAAAAAACUUUACUAAUUAG
Molecule: messenger RNA, 723 nt
Organism: Thlaspi arvense
Lineage: Eukaryota; Viridiplantae; Streptophyta; Magnoliopsida; Brassicales; Brassicaceae
Source: the annotation of a GenBank genome assembly